AGGAUUACCCGUUCACUCGAUCGCGGCACUCCCGUCGAUGAACAGAUGAACACUCCCUGCAGCAUAUUUGAAAUAACAGCGUACUUCCUGUUUUGCACAGAUUUAACUGGUAGGUCACAGCGCUGUUGAGGAAGGUCUCUGGCAAAGCGAUACUAAUUGGCCGGUAGCUCGUGCAAAGUUGCUGCUGCUGCUGCAUCACCAGUCACUGCGUGGCAACAUGGCUGGCAGCCACACUUCGUACGAGCAGUGAUUUACACAAUGGACAAAGACACUGUGCUAACUCACACCCUGAAGAGAGACGGCAUGCCAACACUUCUUGGUGGAGAGCUGCCUGUCAGUGUGAUUAUCAACAAUAAGUACAUAUCCCCGCUGACUUCUGAAGCUCAGGCAACCGACAGAAAUGUAGAAGACGACUUGCCCUCCCUCGAUCGUGCAAUUCACACCGCUCUGUCUGAUGAAAUCAGAGCUGUGACACUGGUCGGUCCUGAAGGAUCAGGUAAAACCACUGUUUUGGAGAAGCUAGUUGUGGGCUGGGCAAAAGGAGAACACCUUCAAAACUUUUCUUAUGUUUUCCAUUUCCGGUUCAGGGAGUUAAAUUCUUUAACUGGGAUGUUUUCUUUGGAGACAUUAAUGUUACACCAUCAUGGCCGUGUCCCUUCUGAGUCCAUGCCCCAACUUCUGCAGAAGCCUGAAGAUGUGUUGUUUGUGUUUGAUGAUCUGGAUCAGUGCAAACACAGCCUGGACCCCUCCGCCCACGCCCUCUGCUCUGACCCGAGCCAGGCAGCGACGGUGUCCUGUUUAGUGGCCAGCUUGCUUCAUGGAUCGCUGCUGAAAGGAGCUGCCUUUGCGGUGGCAACCAGGCCGACAGGAUGUCUGAAGUUUCUGAGUGGCACCCGGGUGGAGGUGUUGGGGUUUCUGAAGCCACAAAGAGAAGCCUACUUUAAGGGAUUCUUUACUGACCCGGCUGCUGCCAACAAAGCACACAUGCACAUGGAAAGGACUUUAGGCUUUUAUGAUAUUUGCACCUCCCCAAGAUUUUGUUGGACAGUUUGUUCUGUUUACAAGUCUCUGAUGGAUGCCGGAGCUAAACUUCCUGAAACGUUAACUCAGCUGUAUGUGGACAUCCUGGUCCACCUGGUUCAGACGCUCUCGCUGAACGAGGCCUGCAACAGAGAAUUGGUGUUCGCCCUCGGCAAGAUGGCGUCUCAUUGCUCCCUUGAUCGGCAUUCGAGCUGCACCAAAGAGGAAAUGGAUUCCUUUGGUUUUCAACGUUUUCUUACCUCAGUUGGUGUUUUCUUGCAAGUAGAUGGUGACCAGUUAGACGGCCGUGUCUUCUCCUUCCACUCCCAACUGAUGCAGGAGUUCCUCUUGGCCGUGUCUUUCUAUUUGGACAGCUCAACGUCUGUGGCGAAGAUGUUGGAAAAGCACAAAAGCAGUGCAAAGUUUGUAGAUAUCUUCUUGUCAGGGCUCUCAGAGCAACUUCAGCGCAGACCGCUGGAGACCCUGCUGGGGGAGCUGAAUUCUAAUCAGAUCAUGGAUUUCAAAUGCUGGUUUAAAAGCAGCUCAGAGGCUAUACUUAAGGGAUGCUAUAAAGACGAGCACCACCGCUGCUUCCAUCUGCUUCAUCAAGCUCAAAAUGAGAGCUUGGUAAAAGAAAUCAUCACCCCCUCGGCAAGAUUAGGCAUCCGUUACGGAGACCUGAGCCUUGAGGACUGUGCAGCUCUGAAUUAUGUUGUCACUUGCCUUGGUGAGAUGGAGCAGUUGAAUCUGUAUCGUACAAGAAAUCUGACGGAGGAACAAGCAGGGAUGCUGGCUCCAACUAUGAGCAUAUCCCAUAAGAUAAUCUUGUCGGGCAGUUCCUUGAGUCCUGGCGCUGUCUCUCAUCUGGCUUCAGCUCUCAGCAGAGGAUUCUCCAAGGAGCUGGAUGUCUCUGAAACCUACCUCGGAGAUGAGAAGUUCAAAGUUCUCUGCUCUGGACUCAGAGACUGCAAGCUGCACACAUUAAAACUUGUAGUAUGCAACCUGACAGAGGCAAUCUGUGGAGAUCUGGUGUCUGUCCUGACCUCAGCCACCUCUCAGCUGUGUGUGUUAGACAUGAGGGCUAAUCAGAUUGGGGACCAGGGAUUCAUAAAACUGUCGAAAGUGCUGCAUAGUCCUCUCUGCAAACUACAGGAGCUCCAGCUGCAACGCUGCGAGUUGACUGGGGCAUCCAUGGAGGCUUUAUCAACAGCUUUGUGUUCUGGCCAAUCGGAGCUGAGAAAAGUGAACCUGACACAAAAUGUGAUUGGUGACAGAGGAGUGGAGGCUUUGUGCAAGUCCCUGCAACACCCACUUUGCAAACUGCAGAGCCUCAAUAUCUUUGAUAACGAGUUGACUGGUGCAUGCUGUCCUUAUUUGAUGGAGGCCUUGAUGUCGGAGCACUGCUCUCUGUCAGAGCUGGACUUGUCAGUGAAUGAUUUGGGCCAGGAGGGGGCGCUGCUGCUCUGCCAAGCCCUCAGCAGACCUGGCUGUCAGAUAGAAAAGCUUGGCUUGAAACGAUGUGAGUUAACCCAGUCGGUCUUUAAGGAGCUGAGCUCAGUGCUGAGAAGUGGCACUUCUCAACUGAAGUCCCUGAUUGUAGGUAUAAAUGCAGUAGGAGACCAAGGGGUUAAACAUCUUUGGGAUGCUGUUGCACAUCCGAGCUGUCUGUUGGAGGACCUGGACGUUGAGAUGACCGGUUUGACGGACGCCUGCAUUAUGGACUUGUGUGCUGCUGUAAGAGCCAGUAAGACUUUGAAGAGCCUGGAAAUGAGAAACAACACACUGACUAACGCCUCUGUCCCAGCCCUCAUCCAGGUCAUGCAGGACAGCCACAACAUGCAAGAGAUAAACUUGAAGUACAACGACUUCUGUGAAGAGGUUUUCAACAUGUUGAACGAGUGUGAUAAAAUAAGAUACUGAA
This is a messenger RNA of Perca flavescens (yellow perch), 2941 nucleotides long. RefSeq names its product NACHT, LRR and PYD domains-containing protein 12. The transcript is spliced from 10 exons. Gene Ontology annotation, cellular component: cytoplasm. The record is from RefSeq and is a predicted model, not a curated record. NCBI's taxonomy places the organism in Eukaryota, Metazoa, Chordata, Actinopteri, Perciformes, Percidae. Gene Ontology annotation, molecular function: protein binding. The coding region runs from base 259 to 2940 and encodes 893 amino acids.